UAUGUAGUAUAGUUUAUAUUCACGAUGCCUAGAUAUGGUCUUGUAAUCAAACACGACUUCGAUUUGUUUGGAAACAUGAUACGAGUGUCAAUUCCUUCGUAUCACAAAGUUGUUGAAGAGAACAGCGAUUCCUACACGGUUUUCACUAUUGAAGUAUGCAUUAUUGCAACUGGGAAGACCACCAGUAUUCAGAAGAGAUAUUCAGAAUUUGAAAUGCUGCAUAAACAGCUAAAGAAACAGAUGAAAACACCAGAAUUUCCACCCAAGAAAGUUCUGAAAUUCAGUAAUAAAGUUUUGGAGCACAGAAGACUUGCAUUACAAACAUAUAUACAGGGUGUGGUGCUACUGGACAAAAUUCCCAAAGCCCUUUUUCAUUUCUUAGACGUGGAACAGUACAUUUAUGGGAGUCAGGAGUCCCUUGAUCAGAUAGACUCGAGUAACAAGACAACACAUCAACCGGUGAUUGCUUUUGCUCCUGAGGCCUACUUACAAGACAGCAACAGAAAUGGAUCCUGGGACAUAGUGAAUGCUGGGGUUUUAGCAGCAUUGUACAACCAUGGGGAGGACCUGGUAGUACGGUGAUAGAGUCUGUGAUAAAAACUCACUAGUCAGCUUCAACACACUGCCAACACAGCAGUCUAAAGUCAUCAUAUCAACCAUGUUUUUUUUAUGGAUGAAGAAAUUUCUUAUGCAUUCCCCCCCCCACACACACAAAGAAUAACUGGCAUACCAAGCUGAGUUUGUACCUUUAUAUUUGUCACUUCGGUAUAGAACUACCACUAGUCUUGAAUUUAUACCAUAUGCUAUUAACUUUUACUCAAUGAUUUUAUGUCGCACUUCAUUGUAGUCAGUGAGGAUUUGUCUCAUUUUAAUUCUUUUCUUGUGUUUUAAUCCAGCAUCAUUAUUGUUUUGAUUUUAAAUUAUACGUGAUAUGUGUAAUUUUGUGCUUGGUAUACAUUAAUUUAUUUUUAUAGGGUAUUCUGGGAGAGAGUAUUUUUUAUUUCUAUAUUAGAUUAAUCAGAACGGCUUGGCCUGGAUAAAUUUUAUAUAAUGCAUUGUGGUAUGUUGUUAGAGUGUCUUGAUUUGAAAACCAGAAUGAGUGAGCUGAAUGUAUUCAGAAUUGGAAUUUUUCAUUUCCAAAAAUUAACAUCUAAAUUUUAAAAACAAAUUUUAUUUUUUUAUUUCUGAAGGAAAAACGUUUUCAUAUCUAAAUUCUGUGUAUAGCUUCCGUAAAUAGAAUCUGAUUCAUUCUCUGGGUAUCUUUUAUUUAAUUCCAAUCAUAGAAAAACCCUGAAAUUAAAGUACAAAUAAUUGAUUUCACACAUGGACAACACAAUUAAGAAAUGAACAUCACUUUUGAGCUGUUCAUGGUCAGUAUGAACGGAUUUGGAUUUGAGGCAAAUUCUGUGAAUCGCGCUAGCGAUUCACAGAGAAUUUGCCUCAAAUCCAAAUCCGUUCAUAUUGACCAUGAACAGCUCAAAAGUGAUGUUCAUUUCUUAUAUUUAUGUUCAUUUACUAAAACACCGUUUGUUUACAUUGCUUAAUCUAUUUUGUUGCAUAAAACGAACUCCUAGCCUCUGUCACAGUAGUUAUUGUGACGUACGUCAACACAUAGACAUGACGUCACAUUUCGUCUCACGCAGCCUUUUAUCAACAUUGCAAAGUGCACUGUAUUUUGGAGGUAGGAGACCGCAAAAUUGGGAUGAUAAUCCACGCAAGUUUACAAUCUUAAUCCAAAGGUGUGACUUACGAGAUCUUUGUAACAGAUGUUCUAUUUUUUUCAAACCAUUACGCUCUCUCAGUCGCGUGCUUUAAGCUAGUUCAUAAUCUGUUCAUAGUCAAUGUGAACGGAUUGUGUCGCGCGCUGAAAUUGGUUGGUUCAUAGAGGAAAAUGUGGUUUACAAUAUAAAUAUUGAGAUGUAGACAGACAUUUUAAGUGCAUGGAAUCGAUGCUUACAAGGACAUAGCGUCUGAAUAUAAUUACAUAUUUUGCUGCAUGUAAAGAAACAAUCUAUCCCAUCCAAGGGCCUAGCAGUGAGUGUCCGAGUGGUAAGGUAGUGGCGGAAAUAUUACUUGGGUUAGAACCAGUCGUGCAUAAGAUUAUUAGUCAGUCUGCCAUGGAUACAUAAUGCUCACAUACAUCACACAGUCACACAGCGCAAGGAAGUUAAUUGAUAAUGAUACAUGUAAUCAAAUAUUUGAUACUAAAAAGAAUAUUCCACCCCUAUUUUUCAUUUCUGAAACUCUACCUCUCCUGUUAGUCAGGUAGUACAUUUCAUUACCUGUUGCCCCCUGUUCACCACAGGGAGGUGGAAUUUGGAUGUUUGAGAAGGAUAACUGUUUUAAAAACAGUAAAAUUAUAUCAUUUAUCAAAAUACUAUAAGCCUAUUGUUUUCAGUAACACUAUUCACAUUGUUUCAUCACAGCCGCGGGUUAGUCUGAUCACCUGCAAUUAAUUGCUGGUACAGUCAAUCACAGCUUGAUAUAAGCGGUUGCUUGAAUUUUGCAAAGGAAAAGGAUAAAAAUAGUUUGUAUACUGACAACAUUUCAAUAUGAUAUUUAAAAGCAGAAUUCUACAGUUAAACACAGUUCACUACAAACCUUUAAAUCUAAGGCGUACCUGUGUACAGGUAAACAUUAGGUAGAUUACUUAAGGUAUUUUGGGGGAUUUUCUUUUUGGAAAUGGCACACAGCAACAAUUUCAGAAUUGAAAAAAUAAAUAUUUUUCAGAAAUUGAAAUUGAAGAACUUUUAUAAAUUUUUGGAAAUGAGAUGCAUUUUUAAAAAUAUUCAAGUACUUCAUUGUGUAAUAGGAUAUUUAUCUUCUUUUUUUUAUAGAUGGUAAUAUACACAUUACAACUGCCUCAGUGUUCAAAAAGUUUUAUCAUUACAAAUCAUGAUGCAAUCCUUUACAGUCAAGAACACGAAUAACAAAAUCAGGCUCUAAACAACUUGUACAUUUAUGUAAUCCAGAUAUGAAUACAAUGAUCAUUGUGCAAGAUGCUCUAAAUCUGUCCUUGCUUUUAAAAUCUAAAUUAAAUUUUUAUAACUGAAUGAAAUGAAUAUGUGCAAUCUGUCUUAAACCAGCUUUUUAUUAGUGUGCAUUAAUUGAAAUAAAAUUUAUGAAAUACAA
Messenger RNA from Ostrea edulis (European flat oyster), 3132 nucleotides. Its product is annotated as sorting nexin-24-like. Gene Ontology annotation, molecular function: phosphatidylinositol phosphate binding. Lineage: Eukaryota; Metazoa; Mollusca; Bivalvia; Ostreida; Ostreidae. The transcript has 6 exons. The record is from RefSeq and is a predicted model, not a curated record. Bases 25 to 582 code for a protein of 185 amino acids.